GCAUUUGCUGGAAGAGCACUACAUUCAGAUCAGUUCUCUGAUGGUUUUACCAUAAUACGCAGUUUAUACGUGACCCUAGAAAUAACGUGGCUGCUAGUCUAGAUUGACCAUGCUUUACCACUUGGCGGCUGGCUUGACUGCAGUAGCCCCUCAUGAGCCUUUGGAGUAUCAUUCCAUGGCUAGAACUUUUAGAACUUCCUCUAAAGAAGAGUCAGUUUCGUCUGUGUACUCAUUUCAACUUGAUUACAUUGUAUAUUACACAAUUCUCUUUUUCUUUGAAGCACCAGGCAUUUUAUUGCAUUUUUGUUUUGCAGUCUUUUAUUUUCCUCUGCAAGCAUGUUCUAUGUGGCCUUUUUGUCCCCACAACUACAUUCAGAAAGUUUACAGUGUUCAGAAAGUUUCUCCCGUGCAGCAACAAAUAUAGUCACAGUUUCUCCCUCUUCCUGAUUUUCUCUUGUGAAACCGAAAUCAUUCCGUGAUCACCACAAUCUGUGUAUACGUUUUCUCAUCUGGUUAAGACGGCUGUACGAGACUGCGUAGCACAGUGAAGGGAGCAGAGGAGAAACUGGUGCUGACAGAGUCAAACAGAAGAUGUGAUGGAGGGAUGCCUGACACUCAUUUUACUCUCCUCUAUAAUUACUCUAACCACAUCUGAUUUUGAGACUGUUAGGUUGGUUGGUGGUAACAGUCAUUGCAGUGGUAGAGUGGAGGUUCAUCUUAAUGGACAGUGGGGAAGAGUGUGUGGUACUGACUGGGAGAUGACUGAUGCUUCAGUGGUGUGUAGAGAGCUGGAAUGUGGAGAAGCUGUAGAGGCUCUGAGUGGUGGUCACUUUGGACGAGGCUUGGAACAAAUCUGGAUGGAUGAUGUGGCCUGUCAGGGAUCAGAGUCCUCACUGAUGAGCUGUAGAUCAAGUAGAUGGGAUGCUUAUAAUUGUGAAGAUGCUGGAGUCAGAUGCUCAGAAACUAUAAAAUAUGGAAGGACAAGACUUGUGGACGGGUCUCACCUGUGCUCUGGAAGAGUGGAGAUGCUUCUUGUAGGUGGAUGGAGUUCAGUGUGCGACGCUGUCUUUGACCUGCAGGAUGCAGAGGUUGUAUGUAGAGAGCUGGACUGUGGGGCUCCUGUAAAGUUGCUGGGAGCUGCUGCUUUUGGUAAAGGACACGCUCAGAUGUGGGCACAAGAGAUUCAGUGUAGAGGAAAUGAAUCACGCAUUCGAAGCUGUCCAUCAUCAAAGUCAUAUAAAGUAACCUGCACUCAUGAAAAUGAUGUCGGACUGAUAUGUUCUGGUUACACAGAUCUCAGGCUGGAAGAGGGUCCUGACAUGUGUUCAGGUCGAGUUGAACAUCAGUUUAACAGUAGAUGGGGCACAGUGUGCAAUGCAUGCUGGGAUAUGAGAGCUGCCAGUGUCCUCUGUAGACAGCUGAAUUGUGGGAUUGCUGUGUCCGUUGUGGGAUCAGACUGGUUUGGAGAGGGAAGUGGUGAAAUCUGGGCUGAUGUGUUUGAUUGUGACGGGAGCGAAGGAAAACUCUCUGAAUGUUCCAUCUCUUCAUGGAGUCGAGCUGAAUGUUCUCAUAGACGAGAUGUUGGUGUCAUCUGCUCUAGUGAGUCCAUAAUACUAUUCAACUCUGGCUCUUCAUGA
Messenger RNA from Carassius carassius (crucian carp), 1637 nucleotides. Its product is annotated as deleted in malignant brain tumors 1 protein-like. The transcript is spliced from 6 exons. Gene Ontology annotation, cellular component: membrane. The coding region runs from base 597 to 1637 and encodes 346 amino acids. The record is from RefSeq and is a predicted model, not a curated record. Lineage: Eukaryota; Metazoa; Chordata; Actinopteri; Cypriniformes; Cyprinidae.